Chrysochloris asiatica (Cape golden mole) is the source of this 1614-nucleotide messenger RNA. It is a transcript of the gene SLC24A5, whose product is annotated as solute carrier family 24 (sodium/potassium/calcium exchanger), member 5. Gene Ontology annotation, biological process: intracellular calcium ion homeostasis; calcium ion transmembrane transport; melanocyte differentiation. The coding region runs from base 66 to 1568 and encodes 500 amino acids. Gene Ontology annotation, cellular component: membrane. NCBI's taxonomy places the organism in Eukaryota, Metazoa, Chordata, Mammalia, Afrosoricida, Chrysochloridae. Gene Ontology annotation, molecular function: calcium, potassium:sodium antiporter activity; calcium channel activity. The record is from RefSeq and is a predicted model, not a curated record. The transcript is spliced from 9 exons.
UGAUCCAGCCUAAUCCUCCUUUUUUCCCUUCCCAAAGUGCAAACUGCAACAAGAGCACUGCUGAAAUGCAGACACACAGGAGCCCACGGUGGGCAAGAAGGGUCCUCCUGCUCCUGACCCUGUGGACGACUGCACAGCUGCCCGCCCCAGGUGCCUCCCUGCUGCAGCGGCUUCCAAGGGCCACAGGAAAUUCUACCCAAUGUGUUAUUUCUCCAUCUUCGGAGUUUCCUGAAGGGUUUUUUACGAAACAGGAACGAGUAGAGGGAGGCAUCAUCAUCUACUUCCUGAUUAUCCUUUACAUGUUCAUGGCUGUGUCGAUUGUCUGUGAUGAAUACUUUCUGCCUUCUCUUGAAAUUAUCAGCGAAAUACUUGGAUUGUCUCAGGAUGUUGCAGGAGCAACUUUCAUGGCAGCAGGUAGUUCAGCUCCCGAAUUAGUUACUGCUUUCCUAGGUGUAUUUGUCACAAAGGGAGAUAUUGGCAUUAGUACCAUUCUUGGAUCUGCAAUGUAUAAUCUCCUUGGCAUCUGUGCAGCUUGUGGACUGCUAUCAAACAUGGUUUCAACGCUAUCCUGUUGGCCCCUAUUCAGAGACUGCAUGGCAUAUGCAAUUAGUAUAGCAGCAGUCCUUGGCAUAAUAUUUGACAACCAGGUUUACUGGUAUGAAGGGAUUUCACUGCUUCUGAUAUAUGGGUUGUAUGUUUUGGUGCUGUGUUUUGACAUUAAAAUUAACCAAUAUAUCAUAAAGAAAUGUAGCCCUUGCUGUACAUGUAUUGCCAAAGAUAUGGAGGAAAGAACUCUACAACCACUGCUGGGGUGGGAAGACGAGGAUCCACCAUUCAGACGUCGGCAAUCAAGAACUGACAGUGGAGUAUUUCAUGAAGAUUCUGGCUACUCCCAGUUCUCCAUAAGUUUACAUGGUCUUAGUCAAGUUUCUGAAGAUCCACCAAGUGUUUUCAACAUGCCUCAAGCAGACUUAAAAAGAAUUUUUUGGGUAUUAUCCCUUCCUAUUAUUAUUUUACUUUUUCUAACCACACCAGAUUGUAGAAGAAAGUUUUGGAAAAACUAUUUUGUGAUUACAUUUUUUAUGUCUGCACUAUGGAUAUCUGCAUUUACAUACAUCUUGGUUUGGAUGAUCACAAUAACUGGGGAAACACUAGAAAUUCCAGACACAAUAAUGGGCCUUACUUUAUUAGCAGCAGGAACAAGCAUACCAGAUACGAUUGCAAGUGUGUUAGUUGCAAGAAAAGGUAAAGGGGAUAUGGCAAUGUCUAACAUUGUGGGAUCCAAUGUGUUUGAUAUGUUAUGCCUAGGUGUCCCGUGGUUUAUUAAAACUACAUUUGUAAAUGCAUCAGCUCCUGUAGAAGUGAACAGCAAAGGACUCACUUACAUAGCCAGCUCUCUCACCAUCGCAAUUGUUUUUCUUUUUUUAGCAGUUCACUUCAAUGGUUGGAAACUAGACAAAAAGUUAGGAAUAGUCUGCCUGUUAUUAUACUUGGGGCUUGCUACAUUAUCAGUUCUCUAUGAACUUGGAAUUAUUGGAAAUAAUAAAAUAAGGGGCUGUGGAAGUUGAUGUUAAUAAUGGUAUGCGGAAAAUGUGAAUAAUGGGGAGAGGGAAG